Messenger RNA from Cryptomeria japonica (Japanese cedar), 1643 nucleotides. RefSeq lists its product as uncharacterized. Bases 262 to 1380 code for a protein of 372 amino acids. Gene Ontology annotation, molecular function: quinone reductase (NADPH) activity. The transcript has 5 exons. Gene Ontology annotation, biological process: cellular response to oxidative stress. NCBI's taxonomy places the organism in Eukaryota, Viridiplantae, Streptophyta, Pinopsida, Cupressales, Cupressaceae. Gene Ontology annotation, cellular component: cytoplasm; cytosol. The record is from RefSeq and is a predicted model, not a curated record.
CCUUGGGAUAAUGUCCAUACAUCACAUGAGCAUUACAAUAUAUCACAAGAGCCUUCUAAUUCACUAUUUUUCGCCAUGCCCCAGUCUUUGAAUUGAUCUCAAUAGAAGAUGGAACCCAGUUUAUAUAUAUACCAAUUCCCUCUAGGUUUGUCCAUGGAACCCAUCCCUAGCAGCAUAUUUAUCCCCCGACUCGAGCGACUCUCAUUAAGAAAGGUUCUAUGAAUUCUUGUUGAACACACAAUUUACUUUAAGGCAACGAAAAUGACGUUGAGAAUUCAAGUUUACAAGUCAUAUUUGCCCAGAGCGUUCUUAUUAAGUCAAUCAGUUACUUGCAAAUCAUCUUAUACCAAUUUCCGUCGUCCAUUGAAACCCAUCCCACCGUGUAGAGCAUUUGCAACCAUGGUUAAGGCCAUUAGAGUACACCAGCUAGGAGGCCCUGAGGUACUUAAGUGGGAGGAUGUGGAAGUCGGAGAACCUGGUGAGGGUGAAAUACGUGUUAAACAUAAAGCUAUUGGUGUGAAUUUUAUUGAUGUAUACUACCGGAAAGGCGUGUACAAAACUGAGCUACCUUUCACACUUGGAAGGGAAGCAGUGGGAGUGGUAACUGCUGUAGGACCAGGAUUGACAGGAAGACAGUUGGGCGAUUUAGUUGGCUAUGCAGGGAAUCCUAUGGGUUCGUACUCUGAAGAACAGAUUCUUUCUGCAAGUGUCGUUGUGCCAGUGCCAUCUAACAUUGAUCCUAUCUUGGGUGCUGCAAUUUUGCUGAAGGGUAUGACUGCUCAGUUUCUUGUUCGGCGUUGCUUUAAGGUGGAACCUGGGCAUACAAUUCUUGUUCAUGCUGCUGCUGGAGGGGUAGGAUCCUUGUUAUGUCAAUGGGCUAAUGCCCUUGGUGCAACUAUCAUUGGCACAGUAUCUACCAAAGAGAAGGCUUCACAGGCAAUUGAAGAUGGAUGCCAUCAUGCCAUCAUCUACACCCAGGAAAAUUUUGUAGAUCGUGUCAAAGAAAUUACAAAGGGACAGGGUGUGCAGGUUGUUUAUGAUUCAGUGGGCAAGGACACAUUCCAGGGGUCUUUAGAGUGCUUGGCUUCCAGAGGUUACAUGGUAAGCUUUGGCCAGUCAUCAGGUGUCAUUGAUCCUGUUCCUUUGUCAGCCCUUGCCCAAAAAUCUUUGUUUUUGACUCGGCCUUCAAUGAUGCAUUACACUGCAACUCGGGAAGAGCUCCUGGAAACAGCAGGAGAAUUAUUUGCCAAUGUUGCCUCCGGUGUUCUAAAAGUACGUGUGACUAAGACAUACCCACUGUCAGAAGCUGCAAAGGCUCAUGCUGACCUCGAGGCUAGGAAGACAAGCGGCUCAAUAAUUUUGAUUCCUGAUAAUAGCUGAUGUGCAAAAAUAUAUGCAACUGCGUGUCACUCUAUGUGAGGGCGUAUUUGUUAAUUGAGCAUGGCUUUUGUAAAUAAGAUUUGCAGUAAAUAAGCUCAAGUGUGAAGAAGUUUACUAGUUUGAAUUCCUGGUAAUUUAGACCCAGAAUCAUUCAUUCAUGCUCGACAUCUGUCUUAGCAUGGUUGGAUUAUAACUGCUAGUGUACUGAUCUAUAUUUUGUACGCUCAUGUUUACUAAUUAAAGCUUUUUACUUGAAAAAAUUA